ACACUAACAAAGUUAGCUUGACUUGUGGAGUUAAUAAGACAUUCCACAUACAUUAGCCACACCAAGAAAAAAAUUAUAAUAAUAAACAAAACAACCAGAGGUUGUAGUUUAAAGCACUAGCUAGCAGUCAGAAGCUAAAGGAAGACGUUCACCUUCGUAUGAUGUCCAGCAACGGCGGAAGGGAAGAUGUUUUACAGCAGGUCAGCCACUUUUGGUCCAUGCUGGAUGCCUUGUCUCAAAGCGAUCCAGAGGCAUACCGCAAGUUUAUAGAGGAACAAAUGAAGAGAGGAGCUGAAUUCAACGCACCGCCUGAGCUCCAUUCUUGUGUGCGAACUCAGAUACUGGAACCAAAGCCAGGUUUGCUCUACAUUAACAUUUGCAGCUGGAAGCGUGUGCCUGCGCCUCACGAUCAGAGCAGCUCCCUUCCUUUGUGCGGAGGAAAACUAGAGAGCUGCAACACCGAGGAGCAAGGUGGCUGCUGUUUCGCUGUGCUGGAUGUGGCGCUAAAUCCCUCAGUGCUACAGAAGAGGAGAGAGGAUGAAGUAGAUAUUAAUAAUAUCUAUAUGCUGGCCCUGAGCUUUGCCCAGCAACAGCACGGGAUGUUGUUAUCUCAGGAGUACAGCGUUGUCAGUCGUAGUCCAAAAGGUAACCCGGACGACUUACAGUGUCGGCUCGGCUUUCAGAAGCUGCCAAUCAGCUCCAAGCAACUGGAAACAACCAGUCAGACUCCAGCCGCCCUCCUGCGACAGAUCUCCUCUUCUCAGCGGUCGGAGGAGGACAGCGCGGCCCAAAUCAUUUGCAGGCCCGCGGAGCAGACGAAGGCGAAUUUGAUCCAGGUCAUUUCCAGCACUUUCCAGGGGCCUCAGGAGCCCGAGUAUGUGGUGGAGGUGAAGAGCGAUGCGGCGGGAGUCCCUCGCAGCGUGGAGCUGACAGUGGAGCUGCCGAAAGUUCGUUCCAUGUCAGAGUGCCAGCUGAGAGUGUCUAAGGAGGAUGUUCUCCUAGAAGUGGAGGAUGUUUACCAUUUGCUUCUGGAGUUUCCAAAAACGGUAAACGAGGACACGGCCGCUGCCGUCUUCAGCAAGAAGAAACGGAGGCUCACGCUGACAGCAGCUGUUUUGUGACCAAUUAAUUUCAGCGA
Messenger RNA from Gambusia affinis (western mosquitofish), 1138 nucleotides. It is a transcript of the gene pih1d2, whose product is annotated as PIH1 domain containing 2. Gene Ontology annotation, biological process: box C/D snoRNP assembly; rRNA processing. The coding region runs from base 159 to 1121 and encodes 320 amino acids. Gene Ontology annotation, cellular component: ribonucleoprotein complex; R2TP complex; cytoplasm. NCBI's taxonomy places the organism in Eukaryota, Metazoa, Chordata, Actinopteri, Cyprinodontiformes, Poeciliidae. The transcript has 5 exons. The record is from RefSeq and is a predicted model, not a curated record.